This is a messenger RNA of Ectocarpus sp. CCAP 1310/34, 2199 nucleotides long. The record is from the annotation of a GenBank genome assembly. Lineage: Eukaryota; Phaeophyceae; Ectocarpales; Ectocarpaceae.
AUGGGUUUGAACCCAAAUGCCCCGGUUUGGACGCCGGGGCAAGGCAGCAGUGGAGAGCACGGCGAGGGUGGCGGGAUGAUCCCACACCGUGUGGCACGCACCGCCCGGGAGAGGCGGCAGGGUCGACUUGUUAGGGUAGCAACCUACAAUGUGCGUACACUGGCCGUGAACGGGGCCAACGGCUAUGGGAGAGCCGACAAGGUCCUACACGAGGCAGCGAAACAGGACAUUUCGUUUGUCGGUCUGCAGGAGGUCAGGAGACCAGGGCGAACGGAGUUCACAGCAUCCGGUUUUCGGGUGUUCACCUGUGGCACGGACAAGGGUGGUACGCAUGGCGUCGGAAUCGCUGUGGAGGAGGCGCUGUGCAAGGCCUCCCAGUACACCACGGAGUACGUUGACGAGCGCCUCAUGGCUAUGAGGUUUGAGAUGACGGGCCACCGCGGAGCGGUGAACUUCGUUGCUGCGUAUGCCCCAACAGACGUCGCCACCGCCGACAGUAAACGCAUGUUCUGGGAAAAACUUGACAGUCUCGUGCGGCGUAUCCCCGCUAAGGAGUAUCUUUUCGUGCUCAUGGAUGCCAAUGCCCAGACCGGAGGAGGGAUAGCCGGGGAAAACGAAAGAACCAUGGGCGAGUACGGGCGCAAUGAGCUGAACGACAACGGUCGGCUGCUGCUGACCUUCGCCACAGACAACAGACUAGCGGUCCUCAACACCUUCUUCGACACACGGAGGAGCGGGAUAUGGCAUACGUUCAACGGCCCGUCGGGACGCGAACGUAGGUGCCUCGAUUACAUCCUGACGCGCCAAUCACACCGCGGCCGAGUGUCCAACAUGGAGGUCGUACCUCAGCCAGUGCGCCCAGUCAGAGCGGACUCAGACCACAACAUCGUAGUAGCCACCGUCGACCUCGAUGGCCGGCUGGCCCACAACCGAUCUAUCCGGACAAACCCCAAACGGCGGCAGUUCAACCGACAGGAUCUGCAGGUCGAGGCAGCGCGAUGGGCUGUAUCCCAACGGUUUCUCUGCAACUUGCUCGCGAGGUCGGGCGCGCCGGCGACCACCGCUCAGGAAAUGGCGAAGGAGUUCACGGAGGCCCUGCUUGGCGCGGCGGAGACGGAGCUGUUUGAGGAACCGCGGAGGCGGCGCACCCCGGAAUGCAACAUGACCGCCGCGGCACGGGCAGCCCUGGCGACCGCCCUUGACAAGCGACGGGCGGCGCGGCAUGCCUUCAAGGCCAGACCGAACGCAGCAACGUGGAGGAUCCUCAAAGCAGCGUGCAAGGGGGUGAAGGCAACAAUCGCAACGAGCGUCUACGACCACCUGGAAGGGUACGUGACGGAGCUCGAAGCGAUUUACCAGGACCGCGACAUGCGGGGGCUGUACCAACACCUCAAGCGAUCAACGGGCCUCAGCGGGAGAGAAGCUGGGAGGCAGCAGUUCCUGUCAUACGCCCACGCGCUGAAGAGGGUCGGCUGCCAGAGCGUGGAGGCCACUGUCCGUCAACGGCGCCUGCUCUUUGCGGGGGCCGUGGCAAGACAGCCGGACGGGCGGCUUCCGAAACGGCUGAUGUUCGGCGAGUUGGUGGGAGGGGAGGACCCGGGCCAGGGAAACCCGGAGCAGAACUGGCUGACAUGCCUGAAGGACGACAUGAAGAUGUUCGAAGCCAGGUACGGCUCCACGACCGACAAGCCGAGCGUCUUCGGAGUCCCGAAGUUAGUCUGGAGUGAGGCGGCGAAGGUGGAGGGGGGGGUACCGUGGCACGCGGGGGUGCUACAGGGAGCUGAGAGGUUCAUGGCCUCUUGGCACAAGGGCAAGGAGGAGGCCAGCCGACAACGAGCCAUCAAACGAGGAGACAGCCGGCCCAAAAAUAGUCUAGAUACGGCACCAAUCAACGGGGCGGUAGGGGGGCGGAAGGAAACGGCGCGGCGGGAAGAAAGCAAGCGAGAAGAGACCGACCGCGUGACGUGACAUGUUGCGGUUGAAUUUCAGCGACGAGUUUUUCUGUUGCCCUCUCCCCCGUUUGCUGUCGCGUUCAGACUGUCUCUACGGAUAUCCCUGUCUCUGCGCGAGUUUGUUUAUGUCCUCGUCUGUCGUUGGUUUAUUUCGUUUUAUUUUGUUUUGUUUUUUUACUGGCACGUACUGCUGACCCUUGGGGCCCUUCCGGAAGGCCACCCCCCAGGCUGGUAGUGCGCACGUUCC